UCUAAAACAUGCAUUCUAAAACAAGAAUCAGAGCAAAACUUCAGGUUUGUUUUUAAGAGGGAUUAACUUUAAAACAUGACAUAAAGCUAUUAAAGCCAAUUUUACACAAUUCUGCCCCUUUAAUGCAUGUUGUGCUCGGUGUUUAGAUCACUGAUUGCUCUGGGAAAACAAUGAGUAGGUACCAUAAAUAGUAUUUGGUAUAACGCAGCAUCAUUUCAGUCUAUGAUUACAUGUAUUUUUUACUCUUUUACAUAAAUGUUACCAUGUAUAUUUCUGUGGAAGAGCAGCUGCAACAUGUCCAGACAUGUGGUGAGCGGGCAGCCAAAGAACCGGGUCAGAGAGGCCGGAGCCUGGAGCACCGGACUGUGUGAGUGUUACAAAGACAUCGGAGACUGCUGCCUGGCCUGCUGCUGCCUCCCGCUGUUUACCUGUAAGGUAACGAGUGCGGCCGGCGCCUGUCCCUGCCUGCCUCUGCUGGACUGCAUCAGCUGCGUUCCUCCGGCCUCUCUGGCCAUGAGGGCUUCGGUCAGGGAACGCUACGGCAUAAAGGGAAGCGUGUGGAGCGACUGCCUGUACGGAUGCUGCUGCUACACGCUAUCUUGGCUUCAGAUCUCCAGGGAGCUGAAAAGAAGAGCAGCAUCCCACGCCGCCUCCUCUCCGCCGGCCUCCUCCGCAGCCAGAUACACUGCUCUGACCUCCCUGCAGGGGGCGCACUUGGUCUAGACGCCUAGAGGAAGCUUUCUUUCCCUGGUGGCAGAAAGUCCAGGAGAGGAUUUAAUAAUCACACUUCAUUUGGCCUGCAGGGACAAAGCAGACUAAAGUCCAGUUUGUUCAAAUUAUUUAAACUUUAUUUAAACUCUUUAUGUUUUUUCUAUACUGUUUGGAUUCACUAUAGCAAAAAAAUGUUUUCUUUGGUCAAACUGUCUCUAAAUAAAUAUUACUUGUGAAUAUGUUGCGUAAGUAAUCUGCAAGUAAAUAUUUAGCACUAUUUUUGAUCCUAGUAGCAGGUUUUUAAAAAUGUUCACUUCAUUGCUUGCUGGCCUGAAUCAUCAGCUAUUUCUGUGGUUCAGUUUGUUCUUCAGGGAUUUGUUCUGCUCAGGAAACUUACAGUAGAAACUGUUGUUUUUAUUUCAGUAAAUUUUUGUUUGCUUAAUUAUUAUUUUUUGCCUCGGUUUCAGUUUGCACUCCAUGAAGCAUUUCUUUAAAGGCUUAAUGAUUGUUUCCAAUCUUUUUGCUUAAGGGGAAAAAAGACAAGAUAAAUGAAAAUGCAGGAAUAACUAAAUGUGUCUUUCUUUUUUGUUUGUGGUUUUUACAGGUUAAUAACGCCGCAGGAUAGCUACUGCAGAAAGGAAGCAAAUUAGAACUACUUUUAAAUAUUCCUUAAAAAUUAAUAGAAUUGUUUAUGAUACACUUAUUGAAUAAGGGUGCAAAUAAUUUUUAUAAAAAAUAAAUUACAGAAGGAACGACAAACUUUAAAGUAAAGCUGUAAGUAAAUCUUCACUUGUUAGUUUAAUGCGUAGAGCUAGCAUGACAGCAGCUAGCAUGACA
Molecule: messenger RNA, 1548 nt
Organism: Poecilia reticulata (guppy)
Lineage: Eukaryota; Metazoa; Chordata; Actinopteri; Cyprinodontiformes; Poeciliidae
Product: placenta-specific gene 8 protein-like
Source: RefSeq, a predicted model, not a curated record